This is a messenger RNA of Neoarthrinium moseri, 1695 nucleotides long. RefSeq lists its product as uncharacterized. The coding region runs from base 1 to 1695 and encodes 564 amino acids. The transcript has 2 exons. Gene Ontology annotation, biological process: proteolysis. The record is from RefSeq and is a predicted model, not a curated record. Gene Ontology annotation, molecular function: metallocarboxypeptidase activity; zinc ion binding. NCBI's taxonomy places the organism in Eukaryota, Fungi, Ascomycota, Sordariomycetes, Amphisphaeriales, Apiosporaceae.
AUGAGGUCCAUUAGAGAAGUGAGCAUGCUGACUACUACUCUACUUGCUUUGGCGGGUCUUAGCGAAGCAGUCCAAUACGGCAACAAUCAUGUUGCCGUAUCAAGGGACAAGGAUCUGGUGGCAGCAAACUUCCCCGAUGUUGCUGUUGACUUGCUGUCACCAGCUUUCAGAGCUCCAGACAGUGUACCAGAAGGAAUUGCGGAGGGGACUGAAGGACCGACUGACGAUGCUACACUUGACCGUUUCGUACAGUCUAUCGCUAGUAGAAAUUCUUGGAUGAACUAUAAUCUAGCCGACUUCACGUCUGAAGAAGGCCGUCCAUUCCCCUAUCUUUAUCUAUCAACAUCAUCGUCACACUUCGAGCAGGCUGGGAACACUUCAAAGCUGCGCGUUUGGCUUCAAGGUGGUGUUCACGGAAACGAGCCCGCUGGCGAUCAGGGGUUGUUGGCGCUGAUUGGGAAACUCGAUGCCAACCAGACCUGGGCCCAAUCACUACUGCAAAAGAUGGAUAUAGUCAUCUGGCCGCGUUAUAAUCCCGACGGCGUGGCGAAUUUCCAGCGCGCUCUCGCGACAAACCUGGACCCUAACCGCGAGCACACAAAAUUGAACAGACAGCAGACUCGCGAUAUAAAGAAGCUGUUCAGCGCAUUCUCACCACAUGUCACUGUCGACAUGCACGAGUUCACCCCACGCAACUUUGGAAAUUAUAGGCAUGGCAUGGACGCGUUGGUAGCAGCAGGCAAGAACCUCAACAUCCAUGCCGAAAUACGGAAUAUCUCAGAGCGACUCUUUGUUGCCGAUAUUGGCCGAGCGUUGGAUUCACAAGGCUUCAGAUGGGACCCGUACUUCACCGGUUCCUACAACUCCAUCACGGGCACUAUCAAUCUAGAAGAGGCCGAAAGCGACGCCAAGAGCGGAAGGAAUAAUUAUGCCAUGAAUCAGUGCAUCACGAUCCUCUGCGAGUUCCGAGGCAUCGGUCUCGCCGAUCAACAUUUCCAGCGCCGCGUUGCAACCGCGUUGACCAUGGUGUCGGCUAUCCUGCAGACAACCCACGAUCACGCAGAUCUCGUGUACGCAACCGUCGAGGGAGCUAUACAGAAAUACAUCAAGAGCGAUGAGGACAUCGUGAUUUCGGACUAUUCUGACAUCGUUGACCGAAAUGUCACAUUCAUCGACACCACCAACGGCGACGUUGUGCAGGUGCCCACCCGGUGGGCGAGCACGACGCCUACGUUUGCCAACUUGACCAAGUCCAGACCAGAAGCUUACCUCAUACCGCGCGCGUGGUCCGACUUGGCCUCUCGACUGCGCGAUGCUGGCGUUGAGGUUCAGACCCUUGAGUCUGUCUACAGCGGUACCGUGGAAGCUCUGAAGAUCACCUCGGCUUCGAUCGCUGGCUACUACUACGAAGGCGCCGUUGGAGUGACUAUACAGACUGAGCCAGUUGAGCGGAACAUUACCUUACCCGAGGGCAGUUUCUGGGUCAGCACACGGCAGAAGAAUGCCGCAUUAGCUUUCGCUACUCUCGAACCCGAGGGGCUUGACUCGUAUGCCAGUUUCAACCUGGUUCCCGUGAACGAGGGGGAUGAGUAUCCAAUUUUCAGGAUCAUGAAAUCUCAUUUAGAAGCCGGGGGUCAGCUUGCAGCUCGACAUGAUAAAAUUGCAGGUAACAGUCAGAAGCCAUUUCAAAUGUAA